AUGUCUCUGCAGGAGCCUCCGUGGUUGCAAGCAAAGAGAAUAACAGGAAACGGAGGAGAGUCUCGAGCGAUCAUGGCUGAGGAAGAAGAAGAAAACCCCCAAGCUCGGCAAGGUUUGCAGGUAGGGCGAGCAAAACAUCUCGCCGUGUCAUAAGCCUACCGUUUUUCUUCUUCCUCUGACCUCUGCUAAAGUCAAUAUAUUAUCCGAACAGUUUCCUCGCCCCCCCACCCGAGUUGGCAAAACAUGGAAGCAGCAGCCAGGAGUUCCAUCCUGCUCCGUGCAGGUGUUUUACUGGGAAUAUGCUGCCGAAUAUGCUUCUCCAGCAGGAAUCCCCCCCCCCCCAUUACAAUACUUCAAGCGAUGAGGGAGGAGAUGUAGCGAGAGGGGGAGUGGAGGAAUGUGGAUGUGGAAACCAUGCAGAGAAGGGGGUGCAACCUGCCCCUUCUUUUGACUGCAUAGGAUUCUGCCCGUUCUUCUUUGUACUUCGGUUUUGCUCGCCCCUCAAGCCACUGAGGACCAGGACUCGUAGCACGUUGGCGGGGGGGGGGGCAUCUAGUCCAAUUCCCUGAGGGUCAUUUAUUUCAACCCCUUUUCUUAUCACUUUCAGAGCUUAGUUAUUGAAAUCAAGGGUGUGGAGUGCUCAGCCAUGUCUUUAAAAGUUGGGGGGUUUUUUGGCUCGUGCCUGAGCAACUCUAGACUGCUGGAACCUGGAAACGAACAAUAUUGAAUGGAAAACUAAAGACACCUCAUUUUGCACAAAUUUCCCAUACAUGCUUCCUUUGGCAUCCGUUAACCACCAUCAAAUGUCAAGGUAGUGAUAGACAAGUGUGUGUUUAGCUUCUGUUUUCGGUGCAUUCUGUGUAUCGGCAAGACAUUGUUGCUCUGGUUUGAUGGUAACGUUCCCUGUUUGGCGAUUUCCUGAUAGGAACUGGUUGACCAGCUAUAUCAUUUCCGAGACCAUUAUUUUGAGAGCCACAAGGUGGAAGAUGCUGGGAAAAAGCAGCAGGAUGUACAGGAGGAGAUGGAGAAGACUCUUCAGAAAAUGGAAGCAUUAGAAGGUAAAUCUCAACAGAACCAGCAUUUUCCUUUCUCCAACUUGUAUACCAUUCCUCCUCCUCCUUCCUCAUAUGCUGUGAGGCUCUGCAGAUGUCCUUUUUAUUGUGCAUUCCUGAUUAUUUGUGCUCCUGGUGGCAUUAGGGUGGUUAUGUAUGAUCCUGUUUAGGGAAGUUUGUAAUGUUUGAUAUCUUGCCGUGUUUUUAAUAUUCCACUGUGAGCCGUCCAGAAUGGCUGGGGAAACCCAGCCAGAUGGGCGGGGUACAAAUAAUAAAAUUAUUAUUAUUAUUUCUUUUGGAUGAGCUCGGUGACUGAAUUUCUAGCACAGUGUGGAUUUCAUGGACUUGCAGUUCACUUACGGCAUCUCUCUUUCUCCCAUCCUCUGCUAGGCCUGUCUAAGGGUCGAGCUCACACACUGAUGCUGAAGGGGAAAGCCUUGAAUGUGUCCCCAGAUUAUAAUGCUCAGGCUGAAGAGCUGCUCUCCAAAGCUGUCAAGCUGGACCCAGAACUGGUAGAAGCCUGGAAUCAGUUAGGGGAAGUUUACUGGAAAAAGGGUGAUGUCUCUGCUGCCCACACCUGCUUCUCUGGAGCGCUUAGCCAUGUAAGUCCCCCCUCAGUCCUCCCUUGGGCAGGUGGUGAUUCUAGUUUGGAGAGCUGUUUGGCACUUCAAGCCAGGACUAUUAAGCCAAAGGACAUACCUCAAGGAAUACUUUGGGGAAGUGAGAGUCAUAUUUUGCAUUUCACUAGGUAGGAUUUGAAUUCUUGCUAAUUGCAGAAGCCUUGUCUUUCUCCUGCCCCUUUUCUCUUCAGUGCAAGAACAAGGCCUCCCUGCAGAAUCUCUCUAUGGUGCUGAGGCAGCUGCGCACAAACUCUGCUGAUGAGCAUGCACACAAUGUGAUGGACAGCGUGCGGCAGGCCAAGCUGGCGGUGCAGAUGGAUGUGUGCGAUGGCCGCUCCUGGUGUGAGUCUGUCAUGCGCCCCUUUUCAGGUGGUCCUGAGGUGGGAUGGGAUAGAGCAAGGAAGGGAACCGGCUGUGCAACUUGCUAAUUAUGCUCUCUGUAUUCCACAGAUGUUCUGGGCAAUGCCUACCUCUCCUUGUUCUUCAAUUCAGGGCAGAACCCCAAGAUCUCCCAGCAGGCGCUGAGUGCCUAUGCCCAAGCAGUAGGUGCUGGAGGGGACUCUAGAGGAAGCCUGUGGUAUGGUGGGGAGGAGGGGGUUGGGGGCCCAGGUUAAGCCUCUUCUACAUUGCCAGGAGCUGAGGUGGAAAUGGCUAGUUCUAGGCGGCAGAUUAGAGGGCUGGUAAUGGAAGCAGGGAGACCCAGUUUCAAAUCCUUCCUUGCCUGCAAAGCUUACUGGGUUACCUGAGCAAGUUGCACUCUGAAGGGGUGGAACAGGCUAAGUCACUUCUGACUGUAUGCAGGGAGAUGCAUUUUCUAAUGUUCUUCUAAGUAAAACCACACAAAUAAAAUAAAUAGCAAACCCUCUCUCCAAGUGAGAAACUUGCACAGCUGGAGCUAUAAUCUUGGCUAUAAUCUUUUCAUGGAAUGCUAGUUAUGUAACUGUUUUAAUUUAUUUUUUAGAUUGAUACCCACUUUUCUUCCUAGAAGCUCAAGGCAGUAUACAUGGUUCUCUUUCCCACACCCACCCAACUUCCCAUUUUAUCCUCACAACAGUCAUGCGAAGUAGGUUAGAUAGUUUCUGGCCCAAAGUCACCCAGAGAACUUCAUGGCUGAGUGGGGAUAUGAACCUUGGUCUCCUCCGUCCUAGUGCAACACUCAUAGAAUCAUAGAGUUGGAAGAGACCACAAGGGCCAUCGAGUCCAACCCCCUGCCAAGCAGGAAACACCAUCAGAGCACUCCUGACAUAUGGUUGUCAAGCCUCUGCUUAAAGACCUCCAAAGAAGGAGACUCCACCACACUCCUUGGCAGCAAAUUCCACUGUCGAACAGCUCUUACUGUCAGGAAGUUCUUCCUAAUGUUUAGGUGGAAUCUUCUUUCUUGUAGUUUGGAUCCAUUGCUCCGUGUCCGCUUCUCUGGAGCAGCAGAAAACAACCUUUCUCCCUCCUCUAUGUGACAUCCUUUUAUAUAUUUGAACAUGGCUAUCAUAUCACCCCUUAACCUCCUCUUCUCCAGGCUAAACAUGCCCAGCUCCCUUAGCCGUUCCUCAUAAGGCAUCGUUUCCAGGCCUUUGACCAUUUUGGUUGCCCUCCUCUGGACACGUUCCAGUUUGUCAGUGUCCUUCUUGAACUGUGGUGCCCAGAACUGGACACAGUACUCCAGGUGAGGUCUGACCAGAGCAGAAUACAGUGGCACUAUUACUUCCCUUGAUCUAGAUGCUAUACUCCUAUUGAUGAGGCCCAGAAUUGCAUUGGCUUUUUUAGCUGCCGCGUCACACUGUUGGCUCAUGUCAAGUCUAACCACUACAGCAUACUGUCUGUCUACACAGGCAAGGAUACUGAAAGGACACCUCCUGUCUGCAGGUUGAGGUGGCAUUUCGGCAUUCUGCCACUUCCUUUUGCUGCAUAUACACGCCUAACCUCAAUCUAGUCUACCUAACCAACUUGCUGUAAGGCAAAAAUGAGAUACACAUGUUGUUUUUAAAGGUCCCUCCUGUUUCAUAAAUUGCUUUGAUAUUUCUAAUGUAAAGCAAUUAAUGCAUUUUGCAAAAUAAAAUAAAGAUGUUGCAGUCUUCACUAGCAUAAGUUUGCCAUGCUCUUGGGAAGUUCUCAUACCGAGGAUGAUGAGGAUAUUCACCUCCUGUUAUUUUUUAGCAUCUGACAAAAGACGUUAUUUGGAGAUAAGAGCCCAAAGGCUGGGUCAUACCAAAGGCCUAUUGGGUUCAGCAUUUUGUUCUCAUUGUGGCCAGUUAUGCCCACGGAAAGCUCAUAAGCAGGGCAUGAGCGCAAUUGUGCUCGUGAACCCUAGCAACUGGUAUUCUGACAUCAGCCUCUGAAUCUUAAUAUAUAACCAUCAUGACUAGUACCCCCUGAGAUCUGUAUUCUCCGUGAAUUCUUAUAAUCCUGUUUUAAAGCUAAAUUGGUGCCCGCCACUACAUAUUAUAAUAGUGAGUUUAACUAUGCAGUCUGUGAAGAAGUUAUUUUGUCUGUCCUGAAUCUGCCAAUAUUCCUCAUCACUGGGUGACCCUGGGUUCUAGUACUGUGUGUGUGAGAGAGAAAAACCUCUAUCCACAUUCAGAUCACGGUGCAUAAUUUUGUGCUCCCCUGCUUUGAAUAGAAUAGAGGCAGACAGUAGUUGGUGUAGAAGAAUGCCUGGUUUUCUAAAUCGUGACUUUGUGGCAUAUCUGUAAAGUGGUUCUUGCUCAGCUCAGCUGCUGUCCCCAGCUGGACCCACCAACAUAGUGGAAAAGUGCAAGAGAUCAAAAUGAAGGCUAAAGUUGCCCAAUAGGGAUAGUUAGGGGCAGCCUAGAAACAAAAUUUGGUACUCAUGCAAUAACUUUCCAGAUUAAUCCUGUGAGCAUAUAAAUACCUGGAACAACACAUGUCAGGAUUGGUUACUUAUGUAACUGUUCCGUGGAUUUUGUGAGCUGGACCAAUGAGGGGAAAGAAAAUGAGGUAGCUAAAGGUGUUGUUUGUGAUGAUUUGCCAUUGGGCCAUUUAUAAAUAUGCACCUUUAGAUGGUGGGUGGAUGGGGAUUUUGGUCUGCAGCUGGUAAAAGCAAAAAUGACUGUGGAGGAAAGUGCUUGGGGAGCAGGGGGAGAGUGUCCUCACAGAGGAAGUGAUGGUGGAUGCUCAUGCCUUCCUCUUGGUCUUCUUUCUGUAGGAGAAGGUGGAUCCCACGGCAUCUUGUAAUCCAGAUCUACAUCUUAAUCGAGCCACGGUGAGCAGAAAGGAUGGGAAAAGUCAUGGGGCAAGAUAGGUUUGGCUGGCUUGUGCUUGACCUAUCGCGGAGAACUCUGAAAAGUGUGGGUCUGGUUAGAGGAUGGGGGGCUGGCAAUUCCAAGUGAAAUAUAUCUUAAGGCUACCAUCUAAGCAGUCAUCAAGGGGCCGAUUUUCAAUCUCUGCCCUUGUUCUGACUUAGUUGACCUGUGCCUGCAGUUUCCUAUUUCUAUAGUAGUGUAAGUUCCACGUGACCCUAGCUUAUCACCUUCUGCUCUGUUGUUUUUGGGGGCAGCUAUAUAAGUAUGAAGAAAACUACAUGGAAGCUCUGGAGGGCUUUGCACAGGCAGCAGCCCUUGAUCCAGCUUGCCCGGAACCACGCCAACGGGAGCAGCAACUUGUAGAUUUCCUGGAGCGGCUAACCAGCCUCCUUGAAAACAAGGUAUUAUUAACGGCAACAAGACUUGGUGUCCUUUCACUGCCUGACCCAUGCAAACGUAGCAUCGUCCAACAAUGCAAAGGUGACUCACCAUGCUGCUUUUCUCCCUUGCAGGGAAAAGUGAAAGGCAAGAAGCUGCAGAGCAUGCUGGGAAGCCUGCGUACCUCCCAGCUGGGCCCGUGUGGGGAUGGGCGCUACCAAGGGCCCUCGGGUCAGAAGGUGCAACUGGAACAGCGCCCCCUGGGCACCUUGAGGUCUGGCGUUAACUCUGGUGUUGUGGUGCUGGGGAAGGUGCUGUUCAGUCUGACCACAGAGGAAAAGGUGCCCUUGUGAGUUUCUGCCACAUCCUGCCUUGGAAUCUUUUCCUAUGUCCCGCCCCCCCCCCCGACUAUAUCCACCUUUUCCUUCCUGCUUAGCUUUAUCCCGCUCUCUUCAUAGUUUGUUAGGGCUUAUAUUCUUCCCUAGGAAGAUAGGUUUGGGAUGGGUUUCAAUAAUUAUUUAAAAGUAGCAAAAAGCUGUGGAAGCUUAUCCCACAAACGCACAGCAUUAUGGAGGCCACCAAACGCUUGCUUAAACAGAAGUAAAUACCUUAAUCUUGAUUCUGAAAUGUGUUCAGCUUGAUGUGUUGUUGGUUCUUUAGAGCAGGGGUGGAAAACCUUUUGGCUCUAUGAGCCAGAUCCUUAUCAGGAUUGGCCUUGCUGGCCGAAUUCACUCACCCACCUGCCAACUCAGCUGACAUCACAACUGAUGUUGGCUUAUGAGUGGUAGCCAUGUUUUGGGGAAAACGACCACACAAGCUGAGAUUGGCUCACUGGCUGGAGGUUGUCCAUCCUUGCUGUAGAGGAAGGCAGUUCUAAUAAGGAGAAACUACCUUUGAUGGGAUAACAGGGAACUCUCUGUUGAGCUUGGAGACUAUGACACCUACAAGAUGCUUAGUCUGUCCUUGAGCUUUAUCAACCAUGACCAGCUCCUUGGGCUCUGCUGUGUGGGCAAGUAUCCAUCUUGCUCAUCUCUUGAUCUUUCCACUUGCCUGUCUACCCAUCCAGCAACCUGACUGAUACUUCUUUUUAAACAUACUUUGUUCUUUCCUCUCUUUACUCAAACAGCACUUUUGGCCUGACUGACUCCACCGAGGGCCCUUGUUUUGCUGUCACUGUGUACAACAUGGCGCAAAGCUGGGGGGUUUUGAUUGGGGACUCGGUGGCCAUCCCUGAGCCUCACCUUCGGCAUCAUCACAUCCAGCACCAAGGCAAGGUGAGUUCCGUCUGUGCUCUUUCUUUGGCCCUUUCAAAUUCUAUUAUGUACCUGUUUCCAUGUUGCUCGUGAUGCAACCAGAGCCUCCAAAGAGGUAGUUGGAAGAGACAGCGCAGAAUUACUUGAAUGCACAAGUGAUGGAAACAGUUUAAAGCAGAGGCAACAAUUCGAGGCUUACUGGCGUCAUCUUGUCUGUCUUGGCACCCCCUUGUUCUUAUGUAUUUUUCUCCACCCAUUCCCAGAUUAGUCAUUCUGGGAGAAAGAUUCCAAGUGGAGAGGAAGCCUCCAUGUCUUUUUUAAAAUGGCACUUUUAAAACUUUGUUUCAGUUGGAAGUUGUGUAAAUCUCUCUCUCUGUGUGUGUGUGUUUUCAGAUAACCUGCUUAUUUGAGCAUUUGUCCUGAUUUGCCUGUAGAGGAGAUUAGACAGUGCCAGCUAUUUAAUGCGUAGUUCAUUUUGAUUUGUUUGCAGGAAAGCUAGACAUUACACCUAAGCAAGUGUUAACACUGUCCCAGUGCAUUUUCCUGUCACUUUCCUUAUCGCAAAAUGUCAGGUCUUUUGGAGACAUUGGUUUUGUUGUGCAAGGUUCUCUCCAUCAGCUGUGAUUACGCUGCCUGAAUUUGCCAAUAUGUAAGCAAAUCUUGCCUGAAAAUAGUCCCUGUAGUCCCUGUUACAGUCAGCAAGGUUUGGAGGGAGGGAGGCCUUACUUAGAUUGAAUCCUUCCUCCGCACCCUAACAUUUUCUCCAUUCCUCUUUUUCAGAGUUUUACUUUUUCUAGCAUCCGGGUGGAGACGCCUCUCCUGCUAGUGGUGAAUGGCAAAGUGCAAGGAUCCCAGAGCCAGGCUGCAGCCACCAUUGCAUAUCAGGCACAAAGUGAAUGA
This is a messenger RNA of Podarcis lilfordi (Lilford's wall lizard), 7460 nucleotides long. Lineage: Eukaryota; Metazoa; Chordata; Lepidosauria; Squamata; Lacertidae. The record is from the annotation of a GenBank genome assembly.